GGAGUCACUCUACCUGGGUGGGGCCUGGAGCCCCGGUCUCUCCUGGAGCUGGAGGCCGCCCCAGAGUGAGAUUGUCCCGGCCAAGGAAGGAUGGAUCGUCCCGUGGUCGGAGUGUCUGUGCUGCUGGUGCUGUGCGCGGCCUUGGUCGCUGCUGUUACCGCCGGGGAGAGCAAGGGCAGGGGAGCCGUGCGGCCCGAGAAAUUGUUGGUCCUCACAGUAGCCACAGAGAACACUGAGGGAUACCAGCGAUUUGUCAGGACCGCCAAGCACUAUAAUUACACUGUAAAGACUCUAGGCCUGGGUCAGGAGUGGAAGGGCGGAGAUGUCGCCCGCACAGUGGGUGGAGGCCAGAAGGUUCGGUGGCUGAAAGAGGAGCUGGAGAAACUCCACGAGCAGGAGGACCUGGUGGUCAUGUUUGUAGACAGCUAUGACGUCAUAUUUGCUGGAAGUCCCAUCGAGCUCCUCUGGAAGUUCAGUCAGUUUGAGCACAAGGUGGUCUUCUCGGCGGAGGGCUUCUGCUGGCCAGACUGGGCCCUGGCAGAGAAAUAUCCGCCUGUUGGCCAAGGCAAGCGUUUCCUCAACUCCGGUGGCUUCAUUGGGUUUGCGCCUCAGUUAUAUCGUAUUGUUCAAUUGUGGAAAUACAAAGAUUCUGACGAUGACCAGUUAUUCUACACCAAGGUGUACCUGGACGAGGACUACAGGGAGAAGUUCAGUAUCGCUCUUGACCAUAAGUCCAGAAUUUUCCAAAAUCUGAAUGGAGCCAUAGACGAGGUCGUGCUAAAGUUUGAUCAGAAUAAAGUGCGAGCCCGGAACGUUGCGUUUGACACUAUUCCUGUAGUUAUCCACGGAAAUGGACCCACCAAGUUGCAGUUGAAUUAUCUUGGGAACUACGUCCCGAAUGCUUGGACCCAUGAAGGUGGCUGUGAGAUUUGUGAUGAUGACCUGUUGGACAUAUCUGACGUUGAGGACGACGAUCUUCCCCACAUCCUCCUGGGCAUCUUCAUCGAGCAGCUGACCCCGUUCCUGCCUCAGUUCCUGGAGAGAUUGGCGGCGGUAAACUACCCGCGGAAUCGGCUGUCUCUCUACAUCCAUAACAGCGAAGUCUACCACGAGAAGCACAUCCAGAGCUUCUGGGAAAACCACAAAGACAAGUUUCCGAGCGUGAAGAUUGUGGGUCCUGAAGAAGCCCUCGGCCAAGGGGAAGCCAGAGACAUGGGCAUGGACUUGUGCCGCCAGGACGAGACCUGCGACUUCUACUUCAGCCUGGACGCGGACGUGGUGCUGACCAACCCAGACACCCUGUACAUCCUCGUACAGGAGAACCGGAAGAUCAUCGCCCCAAUGGUGUCCCGCAGCGGGAAACUCUGGUCCAACUUCUGGGGUGCGCUGAGCCCUGAGGGGUAUUACGCCCGAUCAGAGGACUAUGUAGAUAUCGUACAAGGGAAGAGGAUUGGGGUUUGGAACGUGCCAUACAUCGCCCACACCUACCUCGUUAGGGGAGAGACUCUCCGGAAAGAACUGUCUCAGAAGAAUGUCUUCACGUUGACAGGGUUAGACCCAGAUAUGUCGUUCUGUAAGAGCGUGAGAGACAAGAGCGUGUUCCUUCACAUCAGCAACAGAGAUGAGUUCGGCCGCCUGAUCUCCACAUCUCGGUACAACACCUCCCACCUGCACAACGACAUGUGGCAGAUAUUCGAGAACCCUGUGGACUGGCGGGAAAAGUACAUCCAUGAAAACUACUCCAAGAUUUUCGAAGAGAAUUAUUUUGAGCAGCCGUGCCCCGAUGUCUACUGGUUCCCCAUCUUCACAGAUGCCAUGUGCGACGAGUUUGUGGAGGAGAUGGAGAACUACGGAAAGUGGUCAGGCGGAAGGAACCAGGACCAGCGCCUGGCAGGCGGCUACGAGAACGUCCCCACGGUAGACAUCCACAUGACCCAGGUUGGGUUCCAGGAGGAGUGGCUGAAGUUCCUGCUGGAGUACAUCGCCCCCGUCACUGAGAAGAUCUUCCCCGGAUAUUACACCAAGGCAAAGGCGCUUCUCAAUUUCAUAGUCCGCUACCGGCCAGACGAGCAGCCCUUCCUGCGUCCCCAUCAUGACUCCUCCACAUUUACCAUCAACGUCGCCCUCAACAGGAAAGGGAUUGACUAUGAGGGCGGCGGCUGCCGAUUCAUCCGCUACAACUGCCAAGUGGAAUCUCCACGCAAAGGAUGGUCUUUGAUUCACCCAGGCCGGUUAACCCAUUACCACGAGGGUCUCCCCACCACCACGGGGACUCGUUACAUUAUGGUGUCCUUCGUAGACCCUUGACCAAAGCUUCCCUCUACCACACAAGUAGGACACUGCGACCGAGAGAAGAAAGAAACCUGUCUGUCUCACCGGCUGACCUGUAGCACCGUGGUGUUAGGUUUUACUCCGUUAAUCUCCGAUGGCGUCGUGCCGGCCGUUAGGACCUCCUGCCGAACGACACAGCACAAGAUCUGUAAUCGCUGUACGAAGGCGCUGUCCGGUGUGCCGUAAACAUCGCUCUCUCCGCCGUUGAUUUCUCCAGUGUUGCCAAUUUUAAUCAACGACUACAUAACACUUCAUUAUUUAAUUCCCGCGCAGUUGUGUGCACUCUCCCGACUCCCCAGCCCGGACCUGAAAAACAAUGUCACCCGUUCUAGAACAAGGCGAAUUCGGCUGUUGGUACGCCUCGUUAUCCCUCUGUGUCCCUGUAACACUUCUCCCAAUACAGGAUCAGCGCCCCCGGCCCCGCUGAUUUACUCACGCCGCCUUCAUUGCGCCAUAUUUUUUUUUCACAAUAUUUUUCUUUUUGCACAGAAAGCCAAAUUAUUUGCACAUGGGGUUUCCGUUCAAUAACGUUUUAAGCUUUGGAAGGUUUAAUUUGGGAAAUGGACACCAGAGAAAGCAGCACCUCAUGGACCGGGGCCGCACCUUACCGGAGGAAACAUGGAGGCAUAUCGGAGGAGGAGGAGAGGGGCGAGUAGUUUGUUGCUGAUCUAUUAAAUGCAUUUGCUAUGUACAAACUGCUUUAAAUUAUUUGCUGCCAACAUUUCUUUUUUUUAAUAGAAAUAAUUUUAAAGACCGUCACGUAUCACGUUUUACAUUGUUUAAUAAAAUGUCUCUCUAACUUUUUAAGAA
Messenger RNA from Pseudophryne corroboree (corroboree frog), 3141 nucleotides. It is a transcript of the gene PLOD3, whose product is annotated as procollagen-lysine,2-oxoglutarate 5-dioxygenase 3. Gene Ontology annotation, cellular component: endoplasmic reticulum. The transcript has 19 exons. The coding region runs from base 91 to 2307 and encodes 738 amino acids. Gene Ontology annotation, molecular function: iron ion binding; procollagen glucosyltransferase activity; procollagen-lysine 5-dioxygenase activity. The record is from RefSeq and is a predicted model, not a curated record. Lineage: Eukaryota; Metazoa; Chordata; Amphibia; Anura; Myobatrachidae. Gene Ontology annotation, biological process: peptidyl-lysine hydroxylation.